Colletotrichum truncatum is the source of this 771-nucleotide messenger RNA. RefSeq lists its product as uncharacterized. The record is from RefSeq and is a predicted model, not a curated record. NCBI's taxonomy places the organism in Eukaryota, Fungi, Ascomycota, Sordariomycetes, Glomerellales, Glomerellaceae.
AUGUCAACAACAACCACUUUUUCCCAUACCUACUCUUCCUCUUCACCACUCCACAUCACCGCCCAGAAGAAGAAGAUGAGCAUCACUCAAACUUACUACCUUGCCCACAAGGCCAGGGCCAAGCUCUCAUCUGAGGCUGCCCGUGCCGACCACGACCUUCGCCUCCUCGUUGGCCACGCCAACCUCCUUGACUCCUUGAUGCUCGAGCUCGCAGAUGCCGAGCGUGAGCAGGAGAGCUGGUUCAACCAAUCCGUCCGCGGAGCCACCAAGAGCGAGGAGCGCCACGUGCAAUGGGCCGAUACCAUCGUCGAGAGCCCCGAGGAUGACUGGGAGGCCAGCUCUGACGACUCCUCGGACUCUUCCGACGACGACUACGACGAGGAGGAGGAGGACGACAUCGAGAUGGCCGACACCGUCUCCCUCCGCCGCAUGCCCUCCGCCCCCGCUUCCCCGAGAACAACAAGCGUCUCCAUCUCGGAAGACUACGACAUGGAGGAGGAUGACCUUGAGGACGACUACGCACAGCUCGAGCUCGUCCGCACACCUUCCCACUCCUCCAGCAGCUCACCACCAGAGCUUGAGCACGACUCGGAUAUCUCUGACGACGAGUCGAUGCCCCCAUCCCCACCAAGCGCCGUGCUCACCUUCUCCGAGAAGGAAGCCAAGGAAGAGAUCUCACAACAACGACAAGAGGACGCGUUUUACUCUGAGGGCUACUACCUGCCCCCGAGGAACCCAGCAAGGCUCGUGUCUGCCAUCUCAGUAUACUAG